AUGGGUUUCUAAUCCAGAAAAAGAAAACAUGAGUCGCCCCUGGUCCCUCCCACCUCCUACCCCUCAUCCUGCGACCUCCCAUCAAGACUAGAUCAAUAUUUUAUCAGUCUAUCGCUAGCAGAUUCCUAGCGCAAACCGGUGGGGGAAGUCAGACAGCGCCCAGGCUGUAACGAGUGAAACAUUAGCCAGCCCCGGUAGAGGUGGCUUUUAAAAGGUUAUCUAGUCUACCGUUUCCCCCUCCUUUUCUUUUUUAAAUUCCAGCUACGCUCUAACUCUAAGGCUUCCAGUGAAGGAGAUAGCGCUCUGUGCCCACCAUGCGGGGCUCCUUAGGGCUCGCUCUGCUCUAUGGAUUGCCCUGGCUCCUGGCUGCAGUGCCCCAGCUUCCUCCACCAUAUGGGGGGCACCCAAGGAGCCUCCCCCGGGCACAGACGAGGAGUGGCCGUUCCCAAGAUUCUGCCAGGGGAGCCGAUUUUGAUCGCGUUUACAGCGGGGUGGUGAACCUCAGCACCGAGGAAAUCUACUCCUUCAAUUACACCAGCAAACCCGGGCAGGUGGAUGCCGUGCGGGUAUAUGUGAACAGCUCAUCUGAGGACCUAAAGUAUCCUGUCCUCUUUGUGGUUCGCCAGCAAAAAGGGGUGCUGUCCUGGCAGGUCCCUCUGCUCUUCCGAGGACUGUACCAGAGAACCUAUAACUACCAGGAAGUGAGCCGAACACUGUGCCCUUCUGAACCCACCAACGAAACAAGACCUUCAGAGCAACUCAUAUUUGUAGAUGUCGCAUCCAUGGCUCCACAAGGGGCCCAGUACAACCUGCUGGUUACCAGGAUCAAGAGCUUCCAGCUGCAGACAAAUGUUGCUUUUCAUUUCACUGCCAGCCCCUCACAACCUCAGUAUUUUCUAUACAAGUUUCCUAAAGAUGUGGACUCUGUUAUCAUUAAAGUGGUAUCUGAAAUGGUCUACCCAUGUUCGGUUGUAUCAGUUCAGGAUAUUGUGUGCCCAGUGUAUGAUCUUGACCAUAAUGUGGAAUUUAAUGGUGUCUAUCAGUCCAUGACCAAGAAAGCAGCUAUCACUAUACAGAAGAAGGAUUUUCCAGGAGAGCAGUUCUUUGUGGUAUUCGUGAUAAAGCCUGAAGAUUAUGCUUGUGGAGGAUCAUUCUUCAUCCAGGAAAAAGAAAACCACACCUGGAAUCUUCAGCGAACAAAGAAUCUUAAAGUGACCAUUGUUCCCUCCAUUAAAGAAUCUGCUUACGUGAAGGCCAUAUUACUCAGCUUCCUUAUAUUCUUCUCCUUCUACUUGGGCUCUCUGCUUGUUGCUUUUGUGCACUAUGUCAGAUUUCGGGGGAAAUCCAUAGAUGGGAGAUUUGAUUCAAGUGAUGGAUCUAGGAAUGUAACUGAUUCCCACCCCAUUGCCACCAGUACACCUGAAGGCAGCAGCUAUGGGGCAAUAGAUGAAUCAGUCUCCAGCGGUGGCAGGCAGAUGUCUUCAUCAGAUGGUGGGGCCAGAUACCAGUCAGACACAGAUAGCUCAGUGGAAGAGGAAAGUGAUUUUGACACUAUGCCAGAUAUUGAAAGUGAUAAAAAUGUCAUCCGGACCAAGAUGUUCCUCUACCUGUCAGACCUGUCUAGGAAGGAUCGAAGAAUUGUCAGCAAAAAAUAUAAGAUUUAUUUUUGGAACAUUACAACUAUCGCUGUGUUUUAUGCCCUUCCGGUGAUUCAGCUGGUUAUCACCUACCAGACUGUUGUGAAUGUGACUGGCAAUCAGGACAUCUGCUAUUACAACUUUCUCUGUGCUCACCCCUUGGGGGUCCUUAGUGCCUUCAACAACAUCCUCAGUAACCUUGGUCAUGUACUUCUGGGCUUCCUCUUCCUCCUCAUAGUCUUGCGCAGGGACAUCCUGCACCGAAGAUCACUGGAAGCUAAAGACAUCUUUGCAAUGGAGUAUGGGAUUCCCAAACACUUUGGUCUUUUCUACGCUAUGGGCAUCGCUCUGAUGAUGGAAGGAGUACUCAGUGCUUGCUACCAUGUCUGCCCUAAUUACUCCAACUUCCAAUUUGACACCUCCUUCAUGUACAUGAUUGCGGGACUCUGCAUGCUGAAGCUCUAUCAGACCCGCCACCCUGACAUCAAUGCCAGUGCCUAUUCUGCCUAUGCAUCUUUUGCUGUGGUCAUCUGUCUUACUGUCCUUGGAGUGUUGUUUGGAAAAAAUGACAUAUGGUUCUGGGUUAUUUUCUCUGCAAUCCACAUUCUGGCAUCCCUUGCUCUUAGCACACAGAUCUACUACAUGGGUCGCUUCAAAAUAGAUGUGUCUGACACAGCAGAUUUGGGAAUUUUCCGCCGGAUUGCAAUGGUAUUCUACACUGACUGUUUCCACCAGUGUAGCCGACCGCUGUACAUGGACAGAAUGGUGCUGCUCAUUGUUGGGAAUCUUGUUAACUGGUCCUUUGCCCUCUUUGGACUGGUGUAUCGGCCCAGGGAUUUUGCUUCCUACAUGUUGGGGAUUUUUAUCUGUAACUUGCUGCUCUACCUGGCCUUUUAUAUCAUCAUGAAGCUCCGCAGCUCUGAGAAGGUCCUCCCUAUCCCGCUGUUCUGCAUCAUUGCCACGGCUGUGGUAUGGGCAGCAGCCCUUUACUUUUUCUUCCAGAAUCUUAGCAGCUGGGAGGAAACCCCAGCAGAAUCCCGAGAGAAGAAUCGUGAUUGUAUAGUGCUGAAUUUCUUUGAUGACCACGAUGUCUGGCACUUCCUUUCCGCUACUGCCUUGUUUUUCUCAUUCUUGGUAUUGUUAACUCUAGACGAUGACCUGGAUGUGGUCCGGAGAGACCAGAUCCCUGUCUUCUGAGUGAGGGCUGUGUGUGGUGUAAGAAGAAGUGGUCACUCUUGGUGCUACCACAUAGAUCAUGCAAUGACUGCAUCAGAGCAGCCAUUGCCGGAGAUUCCCUGGUCAUCCGCCAAGAGGACAAACCUGUCUGCAUCCAAAUAGUGAGCAUGUGAGAAGAGGAAGAGGAACUGGAAAGAUCCUGUCACUUGAAAGGGGGCAUAGUGAAUCAUGGCCAACUCUAAAGGUCAAUGACACACCUUGAGUUCCUCUUCUAGUUGCCAUUCUGCAAAUGCGAUGUGAACAAGAAGUAUAGGUAUCAUUUACAUGGCAUUGACUUGCAAACUCCCCUCCCAGAAUUGGUCAGUGGUGGCAAACUGAGGGUGCCGGCUUUUCCUUAAUCUCAGUGCCCAGUAAGACUCAAAACUGACUUCACCUGAGAAAUUUUGGCUGCAGUCACUUGUUUCUGUAAGCUCUUCUGCUCCUGAAUGAGCCAAAGCCACAGUUUGCAUCUUCUGGGUCCUGGUGGUGAUGGUCAUCCCUUGAGUACAUGGUAUAGAAACUAGGUGGCACAUGCCAAUGUCUCCCUUCAACUAGGGGAUGGUAUCAUGAGAUCCAGCAUGACACACUCUUUGGAAGGAAAGCUGUAUAUUUUUGUAUAGGCUCCUGAGUUCAUUAAGAAGACUCAGAAUAGAACUUUUACUGGAUGUUCCUUAUAACAGAGCCCUUGUUCCCAUGUCUACCAACUGGUUCAGAAGGAAUACUUGUGUUCUUAACUAUCCUUCUGCCUAUCUAACGCACGUGUCUGCAUCUCACUGCUCUCUGUUGACUCCAUACUUUGUCUUAACCUUCCUGGGAAGGUCCUGCUCUUUAAUCUUCCUGCAGGCCCUGGUAUGACAGACACCCUCUCAAAGCAUGUGCGGGCAGGCAGCGGGGAGAGUGAAACCCCAUCUACCAGUAUAAUAAUAUCCAGCAAGUGAAGUCAACCCAACACUCCAGUUGGCAAAAUCAUCAGCAACUUCAGGAUUAAACAUAAUCUGCCUCACCCUGAGGGGCCCAAUUUUAGAAGAUUCUAGACUCUGGUGCAAAUGCCCCAUGGUAAAAGUGCUUACUCUGUUUUUCUACCCAGAUAGCUAAAUGGUGCACCCAAAACAUCAUUGGGAGGAAAGCAAGCAAACAACCCAGAGCCAAGAGACAGGGCAGUACCCUCAGAUGAGCUUCAACACUAACAGAAGGUCCCUUCUUCAAUAGGCUCAGACCUUCCUGCCUUGAGCUAGUUUUAAACACCCUUUCCUAGCUGCAGAGAGCUCUAUGAAUUUUAAUGAUCUUUUGAUAAUACCUGGUAGUCUUUUUCUUCCCCCAAAAAAGUGUGGAAAAGCUUGGAAUUUGGGGUCCACUAUCUUACUGUGUGGCAGGCCUGCCUCUGUGAGGCCUGGAGUCCCCAUUUUUACCUUGUACCCUGCAUAGAUGGAGCUUGAUGUAAGAGGAAGACUGAAUUUUGGGUGAAAUUUAAGUUGCCUAUGUUUUUUGACCAAGCCUCUCAAAAAGAUGAAUUUUACAUUUUUUAAAAAAGAAAAGUGAUUUUUAGCAUGAUCCUUACUCUAAAAUAUUUGCAUAGCAUUUAAAAAAAUACAUUUUGGAAGUUUUACUUGGCAAGAUUUUUCUUGCUUUCAAAACAUGUGCACAUGCACAAAGAUGCUUGCAGUGAAAUAUUUUGUGAAAAUUUUCUAAACAGCCAAAAUGGAUUUAAUAGCAUUCUGUUUUUCUUCGUUCUUAAAAAAGACCCAUUUUUAUAGUUAUAACCACAUGGAGACCAUUAAUUACAUACUCAUCUUAAACCAUAAAGCCAAGUCCAAAGCCUGUUUAUAACUGCACCUGGUACUCUUUAGACUGUAAUCCAUGAAUUCUUUUUUUUAUUAUUUUUUUGUUUAUAAGCCCCACUAAGGAAAAAAUAAGACCAAUAAAAACCCAUCCAACCAAGUAUUAAUGGCCUAAUCUGAACAAGAUGUAAAGUCCAUUACCAAUUCUAUAUCUUACUUGGAAAAUAAGUCAGUAGAACCAGAGGGUGGGAGGUGCCCAGGAGAGAUCAUGCUGGUUAUUAUAACAUUGUAUUUUUUACCAUUAUUCUGAUGUCUACUUUGUGCUGUAAAGUCCCUGAUUGUCUUGGAUUUUGUUCUGUGCAGCAGGAUUGUAAACCCAGAUCAACCCUGCUGUGAUAAAUAUCAAUACUGAGAUACAAGUGAUUGUUGCUCAAGUUUUAUACAAUUGUAUCCAGAAAGAUGCUGAACUGUAAGCUUCCCAGGAGCACAGCAAGUUAACAUAGAGCAGCUCUUGGUCUGCAGCGACUAAAUUAAAAAUUAUGUGCUUGGGGCUGGGAAGCUGGAGUCUAAAAUAAUCCCUGGCCUAUUUCUUUAAAGGAGGAGGGAAGGGUAAUUCCAAAAAUGAUGAAUUCAGAAGAUGGGAAAACCAAAGGAAAUUCAGAUCCCUGUAAGGAAUUGUCAGCAGGACAAAGAAAAGUAACAGGAGCCGUGAAUCUGGGGUAGGGAAUUAAGCUCCAAGAGGGGCAAAAUCUGCACAUCAAAAUGGCCUACUUAGGCCCUUGACAAACUGCUACAAAUGGGACCCCACCUGUUUGCUGGGGAUUGCUAAGAGAUUAGCUCCAGUUUUAUUUUAGCCAUAAGAGAGACUCAGUGAAAAUGCUUUGCUCAUUUGGGGAAGGGACUUUCCAAGGUUCAUGAAAAUAAACAGAGAGGUCAUUCGGGGCAAGGACUGUUCUUUCUUCUGUAAUGCUAUAAGACCUACCGCACUAUACCACCUAUGUCAUGGCCACAGAAAGAUAUGGGCAGUCUAGAAAGGAUGUUCUGUAGUCAGGCACUUCUUAUUCAAAUAUCUGUAGAUAGGGAACUGACAUUAUUCUCUUGAGGGAGGGAGAUUGAGUCAUUAGAGUGGUAACAUUUCUUCACACAAGAUUCCCAGGAAGUGGCAGAGGUUUCAUAAGGUAGGUCUCAUGACCCUCACUCAAAUGUCAUGCCCAUCAUCAAAGAAGGUUAUGCCUGGCAGCUGGAAUAGCUCUCCCCUGAGGCAGCCCACUAGUUCUAGCAGCAUAGCUUGCACAGGGCCUACCCUGACCCUGAAUGACUCGGUCAAUAUUAAUUAGCCCUGUAAAGGACUGACCUUGACCUUCCUAACCCCAGCCAGAACGCAGAGAAAUACAGCUGUUGAGGUAGAAAAACUAAGAAAUGUCCCACCUCGUUAUUCCUUUCUCAUUGGAAGUCUCAAGGAAAAAGCCCAACCCAAGCCACUCUUCCAACUGUAGCCUAAGGAACGCGUUUUGCAAGGUAACAUCCUGGAAUGUGGUGGAGGAAGGACCUCAAUGACGGCAUUUUAGAACUGGAAGGGAAAGGCCAGCUAGUCCAACCUCUCCUUUCUCUCAUUUGACGAUUGAGGAAAUGGGCCUGGAGAGGUGAAGUCAUUUGCCCAAGAUCACAUAUCGAGGCAGUGACAGAAUUAGGAUUUGAACCCAAGUCCUCUGAUUACCAAUCCAGCACACAGUUCCCCUUGCUGCCUACUGAAUGCCUGGAUGUUCAGGCUGUGCGAGGCUAGGGAGAAAGCCCUCAGCUAAGAGGUGACAAAAGAGGCUGCAGCAAGAGGAGGCAUAACAUUUGGCCCUGGCCCUAAUGCCCCUGGUAAAAUGGGUAAAAAGAGUACUAAGAAAAAACUUCUAUUCGUCUCUGCUUAGAGCAAUUUAUAAUAAAUCU
Messenger RNA from Dromiciops gliroides (monito del monte), 6568 nucleotides. It is a transcript of the gene SIDT1, whose product is annotated as SID1 transmembrane family member 1. NCBI's taxonomy places the organism in Eukaryota, Metazoa, Chordata, Mammalia, Microbiotheria, Microbiotheriidae. The transcript is spliced from 26 exons. Gene Ontology annotation, cellular component: membrane. Bases 315 to 2834 code for a protein of 839 amino acids. The record is from RefSeq and is a predicted model, not a curated record.